This is a messenger RNA of Penicillium oxalicum, 597 nucleotides long. RefSeq lists its product as uncharacterized. The transcript has a single exon. Gene Ontology annotation, molecular function: phosphopantetheine binding. The coding region runs from base 1 to 597 and encodes 198 amino acids. Gene Ontology annotation, biological process: secondary metabolite biosynthetic process; amino acid activation for nonribosomal peptide biosynthetic process. Gene Ontology annotation, cellular component: cytoplasm. NCBI's taxonomy places the organism in Eukaryota, Fungi, Ascomycota, Eurotiomycetes, Eurotiales, Aspergillaceae. The record is from RefSeq and is a predicted model, not a curated record.
AUGCGCGAGCUGCAGGUCACUGCCGCAACGCUCACGCCGACGGUGUGUUGCACGUUCCGGCCGUCGGACGUGCCCUCGCUGAGACUGUUGAUCUUCGGCGGCGAGGCUGGCAAUCAGAAAGCCCACGAUCUGUGGCGUGGAAUUCCCGUGCUUGCUAACUGCUACGGGCCUGCCGAAGCAACCAUCUACUGCAUCUGCAAUACAGAUCUGUCGAUAUCCAGCCACAAAGUCACUAAUAUCGGCAUACCGACUGGCUGCAGGGCGUGGGUGGUGCAUCCGAACGAUCACCACCGUCUCGUACUAGUGGGAUGUGUCGGUGAAUUAGUUAUUGAGGGCCCGCUGGUCUCUCGUGGAUACCUGAACGAUAUUAUUAAGACAGAGGCCGCGUUUAUUGAGAAUCUGGCCUGGGCUGAACAAUCCGAACUCGCCGCUAGGCCGAGACGCUUUUACAAAACCGGCGAUCUCGUCCACUACUACGCCGACGGCACUCUGCAGUAUCUCGGCCGCAAGGACGCCCAGGUCAAGGUUCACGGGCAUCGCAUCGAGCUGGGCGAAGUCGAAACGUAUAUCAAAUCGCUGAUCCCCAACAUCACCUAA